This is a messenger RNA of Hyla sarda, 2556 nucleotides long. RefSeq names its product zinc finger protein 260-like. Lineage: Eukaryota; Metazoa; Chordata; Amphibia; Anura; Hylidae. Gene Ontology annotation, molecular function: DNA-binding transcription factor activity; RNA polymerase II cis-regulatory region sequence-specific DNA binding. Gene Ontology annotation, biological process: regulation of transcription by RNA polymerase II. The record is from RefSeq and is a predicted model, not a curated record.
GUGACGUCUUUAGAGCUGACCCCAGUAGGUCCCAAGGAUCUGUACCAGGACAUAGUCAUGAUGGAGGAUCACCGGCCCCUCACAUCACAAGAUGGAGUCAUUGAUAGAAAUCCACCCGAGAGGUGUCCCCGUCCUCUGUAUUCCCAGGACCGUCCAGAGGGAAAUGUCCCAGAGAAGCAUCAGGGUGGAAAUCUGAUUGUUAUUAAGGUUGAGGUUAAAGAUGAAGAAGAGGAGGAGGACGAGAUGGACGUGUGGGCCGAUCAGCAGUAUGGAGUCACUGAUCCACCCGAGAGGUGUCCCCGCCCUCUGUAUUCCCAGGACUAUCCAGAGGGAAAUGUCCCAGAGAAGCAUCAGGGGGGAGAUCUGACUAAUAAUAAAGUGGAGGAUGAAGAAGAGAGGAUGAGGAGCCAUCACCCGUGUAUGAGGGAAGUGAAGGAGGAAAUUCCAGGAGGUGUUACCCCAGAAAAUCCCAUGAACUCUGAAGAGAACGUCAUAAUAUUACCAUAUUAUAAAGAGGAAGAUGAAGAUAUUAUAGAGCACUCUGCAGGAGAAGACCCCCUUACUCACCCACGAGAGAAACCAUAUACAUGUUCAGAAUGUGGGAAAUGUUUUACACACAAAACAAAUCUCAGUAAGCAUAAGCGGAAACACAUAGGAGAGAAACCGUAUUCAUGUUCAGAAUGUGGAAAAUGCUUUACAUAUAAAUCAGAUCUUGUUACACAUAAGAAAAGUCACACAGGAGCGAAGCCGCAUUCAUGUACAGAAUGUGGGAAAUGUUUUACAAUAAAAUCAAGUCUUGCUCGACAUGAGAGAAGUCACACAGGGGAGAAGCCGUAUACAUGCUCAGAAUGUGGGAAAUGUUUUACACAAAAAUUCAAUCUUGCUCAACAUGAGAGAAUUCACACAGGUGAAAAGCAAUAUUCAUGUUCAGCAUGUGGUAAAUGCUUUAAACGUAAAUCGUAUCUUAUUAUACAUGAGAGAAUUCACACAGGAGAGAAGCCGUAUUCAUGUUCGGAAUGUGGGAAAGGUUUUACUAGUAAAUCACAUCUCGUUGCACAUGAGAGAAGCCACACAGGAGAGAAGCCAUAUUCAUGUUCAGAAUGUGGGAAAUGUUUUACAAGGCAUUCGCAACUUGUUACACAUGAGAGAAGUCACUCAGGGGAGAGGUCAUAUUCAUGUUCGGAAUGUGGGAAAUGUUUUACUAGUAAAUCAAAGUUUGUUAUACAUGAGAGAAGUCACACAGGGGAGCAACUGUAUACGUGUUCAGAAUGUGGUAUAUGCUUGGCAUAUAAAUCACAGCUUGUUGCACAUGAGAAAAUUCACACAGGAGAAAAUGCAUUUUCAUGUUCAGAAUGUGGGAAAUAUUUUAUUUGUAAAUCAGCUCUCAUUAUACAUGAAAGAACUCACACCGGCGAGAAGCCAUUUCCAUGUUCAGAAUGUGGUAAAUGUUUUACAAGUAAAUCACAGCUUGUUACACAUGAGAGAAGUCACACAGGGGAGAAGCCAUAUUUAUGUUCAGAAUGUGGGAAAUGUUUUUCAAGUAAAUCAGAUCUGGUUAAACAUAGAAGAAGUCACACAGGAGAGAAGCCAUAUUCAUGUUCAGAAUGUGGGAAAUGUUUUGCAAGUAAAUCAGAGCUUGUAAGACAUGAGAGAAUUCACACAGGGGAGAAGCCAUAUUCAUGUACAAAAUGUGGGAAAUGUGUUAGAUAUAAAUCGCAUCUUGUUAUUCAUGAGAGAAGUCACACAGGAGAGAUGCCAUAUUUAUGUUCAGAAUGUGGAAAAUGCUUCAAGCAAAAAUCUGAGCUUCUUAUACAUGAAAGAAUUCAUACAGGAGAAAAACCGUAUUCAUGUUUAUUAUGUGAAAAAAGUUUUACAAGUAAACCAGAGCUUGUAAGACAUGAGAGAAUUCACACAGGAGAAAAGCCAUAUUCGUGUUCAGAAUGUGGAAAAUGUGUCAGAUAUAAAUCGCAUCUUGUUAUACAUAAGAGAAGUCACACAGGAGAAAAGCCAUAUUCAUGUUCAGAAUGUGGUAAAUGUUUUCCAAGUAAAUCACAGGUUGUUAGGCAUGAGCGAAAUCACACAGGAGAGAAGCCGUAUUCAUGCUCAGAAUGUGGUAAAUGUUUUAGAUAUAAAUCACAUCUUGUUACACAUAAGAGAAGUCACACAGGAGAGAAGCCAUAUUUAUGUUCAGAAUGUGGGAAGUGUUGUACAAGUAAAUCAGAUCUGGUUGUACAUGAAAGAAGUCACACAGGAGAGAAGCCAUAUGCAUGUUCAGAAUGUGGGAAAUGCUUUACAAGUAAAUCACAUCUUGUUAGACAUAAGAGAAGUCACACAGGGGAGAAGCCAUAUUCAUGUUUAGAAUGUGGUAAAUGUUUUACAAAUCAAUCGUAUCUUCAUACACAUGAGAAAUGUCACACAGGGUAGGGGAGUAUUCAUGUUCAGAAUGUGGGAAAUGUUUUAUUCGUAUAGGUAAACUAAAGAAUCAUCACAGAUUUCACUUAGCGGAGAAGCCAUUUUGAUGUGGGAAAUAACCAACAUUAAAAAGUCAAUAAAAGA